AUCAUCUUUCUCCUAUCCCUCUCACUCCCCCCCCUGGGGCUAUCAGCAAGACAAGAUUUUCACUUACCAAAAUCAAGAUUUUUGCUUCCCAAUUUCACUCAUUCUUAUCCCCAAAAUCUUUCUCCAAAGCCCAUUUUCAGAUUUCAAGAAAUGAGGGCUAUGAAGGGAAAGCUACUCAAGAAAUUGAAGACAAUAAAAACAAUUGGGUAUUUGAAGCCAGAAAGAAUCCUCCAUUCAAAUGCAUCAGAUGGGUAUAUUCAGUACACUUCACCACCUCAUUCAAAUUCUCAAUCUCACUUUCACUCUCCACUAACCCCAAUUCAGGUCAAUGAAAAUCCCAAAAAGAAUAUUCAAAACAAUGUACAUGAACAAGACCCUGAGAUUAUUGAUGUUUGUGAGCUAAUGAAAGAUCUUGAUGAUCAAGAAAUGGAGCUCGACGACGAAAUGGACGAUAAAGAGAACAUUAGACCUGAUUUAAAGGUGAAAAAGUCUGAACCUUUGAAAGAAAAUGUGGAGAAUUUCAGCUCAUUGAAGUCAAAGGUUGAGACUUUUGAUGAGAAAGUUGCUCCUUUUUCAGAACUUGAUGUGUUGAAUUUUAGGCGGCCGGAUUUGGAUUCAGGUACUCUUUUUGAUCCAAAACUUCUAGCUGCAUUUGAGGAAGCAGUAAUGGUAGUAAAAGCUCAAGAAGCAGAAAGAAAAGCCAAGAUUGAGGAAAAGAUUUUCAAACCUUUAGAAGAAAAAGAAUUAGAAGACGACGAAGAAGAAAAUGAACCGCCUUUAAAAACACGGAAAAUUGAGGAAAUUAUAGACCCCUUAUUGGAAUUUGAAGAGAAAUGCCCCCCUGGAGGAUGUGAUUCAGUAAUUCUUUACACAACAGGCCUUAGAGGGAUACGAAAAACGUUCGAGGAAUGUCAUAGUAUUCGAUUUUUGUUAGAGAAUUUUCGUGUUAUAUUUUUCGAGAGAGAUAUUUCUAUGCAUUCGGAGUUUAAGGAAGAAUUAUGGAGAAUUUUGGAUGGGAAAGUUGUGCCGCCGAGGCUGUUUAUUAAGGGAAGAUAUAUUGGUGGAGCUGAAGAAGUAUUGACAUUACAUGAACAAGGGAAGUUUAGGCCAUUACUUGAAGGAAUUCCAAUUGAUCAAUUUCAAUGUCCAUGUGAAGGUUGUGUUGGAAUGAGGUUUAUUGUGUGUUUUAAGUGUAAUGGGAGUCAGAAAAUUGUGGUUGAAGAUGGGGUUGAGGCAAUGAAAUGCCCUGAAUGUAAUGAGAAUGGAUUGAUUGUGUGCCCUUAUUGUUGUUGAAUAGUAAUUCAAUUGAUUGUUUGUUCCUUUUUGUAUUCCUCAUAUUUUGAGGGUGUAACAUUCUUUUGUCUUUGUGUUUUGAGUUGAAAUGUUAUUUUCCAUUACAUAUUUUGGUAGAAAGAUUAC
Messenger RNA from Nicotiana tabacum (common tobacco), 1419 nucleotides. RefSeq lists its product as uncharacterized. The record is from RefSeq and is a predicted model, not a curated record. NCBI's taxonomy places the organism in Eukaryota, Viridiplantae, Streptophyta, Magnoliopsida, Solanales, Solanaceae.